AUAUGAUUUAUAUCAUAACAAAAUUCGAACUUUGGCUGGUUAUGCACCUGUAAAUGGAAUGUGUACCGAGAAAAAGAGUUGUACGAUAAGUGAAGGCCUUGAUUUUAGCGCUGUUUUUAUUACUGCACAUGAAAUAGGCCAUAACUUUGGUAUGAAACAUGACAGUGAAAAUGGCUGUGAUGAAUCGUGUUGCAUUAUGUCCAGUUCGAUUGGCACUGGACGUACACUAUGGUCAUCUUGUAGUGCCCGAGAGUUAAACCAUUUCAUCACUGAAUUGGAUAAAAAUGGCAUAGGCGAAAAUUGUUUGCGAACGAGCAACAUCAGAUAUAAACGAAUGCCUAAAAUUCUAUCCGGUCAAAUGUAUACGUUGGAUGAGCAAUGCGUUUUAUUUCACGGAACAUGUUGGAAACAUGAAAUUAGGCAUGGAGAACAUAUCAAUGAUGUUUGUAAAAUGAUUUGGUGUAGUAAUGGUGAAGGUGUCAUACGCAGUACUCAUCCAGCACUCGAAUAUUCCUACUGUGGAUAUCGUAUGUGGUGUAUUGAAGGUCAAUGUAAACCGGCAAUACCGGAAAUUGCUAUUCCACGUCAUGGUGGUUGGAGUGAUUGGAUGGUAAGCGGACGUGGUAGCUGCGUAACGGAAUGUGUUCCGUGUCAGAUAAACGGACAGCUUAGAGUUCGGCGUUCAAUAAGAACUUGUGAUAAUCCAUACCCAAAUAAUGGUGGUUCAUAUUGUAUUGGUGACGAUACACGUGGAAUUCGUUGUCAGGAAAAUGUAAGCUUGUUGUAUUAA
Acanthocheilonema viteae is the source of this 790-nucleotide messenger RNA. Lineage: Eukaryota; Metazoa; Nematoda; Chromadorea; Rhabditida; Onchocercidae. The record is from the annotation of a GenBank genome assembly.